Messenger RNA from Sparassis crispa, 1353 nucleotides. RefSeq lists its product as hypothetical. The record is from RefSeq and is a predicted model, not a curated record. The transcript is spliced from 15 exons. NCBI's taxonomy places the organism in Eukaryota, Fungi, Basidiomycota, Agaricomycetes, Polyporales, Sparassidaceae. The coding region runs from base 1 to 1353 and encodes 450 amino acids.
AUGGCAAAAAAGAAGGGGCCUCCUUACAAGGAUGACCCGCAAUGCAAGUACAUUGUGAUCGACGACCCAUGGCCAGGAAAUUUGACGGGCAAGGAGAGGAAUAACUAUUAUUACAACUGGAUUGGGGCAUGGGUCUUCUUCAUGCUAGGCAAGAAGGCCGGCGAGCCCAUCUGUAUUUACUCGGUCAACACGCGACGCGAAGUGAUCGUGAAGCUUUCGGAGGGAAUUGAUGUCACCUCCUUCCUUGGUGCGCAUCACUGGAGUGUCUUCCUGCGAAUGCAUCGCCCGACGGAUGCAGAGCGUGUGUCGUGCGUGUUCCCCUACAACUACCGCAUGAAAGGACACCCCGAGAACCAUAACUGGACAGAGAACUUUCCUAUCGGGGGAGAGCCUCCACCGCAUCUUAAAUUCCCCGUGAAGUUUCCCUACCCCCCGCCUACCUGGGCGUCCCCGGAUCAUAAGAACGCGAAAGACAUAUCGCUCCCGUUGCCUGCAUCGCGUCCCCAGCCGCCCCCUAACGCAUUCGAUCCCUACCAACCUCCUGCGCAUUAUGACCCGGCAUUAGCCGCAGACCCGUCAGAUGCGCCUGAAGAGCCUGAAGAAGAGUCUGAAGAAGAGCCUGAAGAGGUAGUUAUCAAGGCCGAGCCAGAACCAGAGUUAUACGUCCGUACCAAAAAUGAUCCAUACGAAGAAGAGGAUGCUGCGCUGCAAUUCCUCAAAGCGGAGCCUGUGGAUGACCACGUCCCCAUGGAGCAGGAGAUCACAGACACACAGAUCAAGCAAGAGGUCGCUGAAGCAAAUGUCAAGCAAGAGCCUCCUGAAGCUCCGAUCAAGAGAGAGGAGCAGCCAGAAGAGAACACCCCAUCUGAAGCUUUCAUGGCUGCAUUUGCAAGGUUGCAACAACGGGCUCUCGAGAAUUCGGCAAGUCAAGCUCCCACUCGUCCCCCAGAUACGAGCGCGAGCCCCCAUAUAUCAGUCAUUGAACCCUACAUCCCAACCCAAUCCGGUACCUCUGCUCCGAGGGUGAAACCGGAGCCUCAAGAGGGUGUGAUACCUCCUUUCAGCCAUACUCAUGCUCCUCGAUACAACCCCGGUCCUGUAGUUCUAUCCACUUCGGGUUCUGGUCCAUCUGCGUUAGGUAUGCGGGUCAAGCCUGAGCCGGAAGAUCGUCCGUUACCUUCGGGAAUGCCAGCUCGAUAUGGAGAUGCAAGACAAAGAGCGCUUGAGUCGACCAAUACAAACAGGACUUCUGAUCCCAGACUAUUAAAUCCAGAGUUAUCGUCAAAGAGGGUCAAAUCAGAGGAUGAGGAACAAUCUACGAAGCGUAUAAAGACGGAAGAAUAUGACCGUUGA